This is a messenger RNA of Osmerus eperlanus (European smelt), 747 nucleotides long. It is a transcript of the gene prok1, whose product is annotated as prokineticin 1. Gene Ontology annotation, biological process: endothelial cell proliferation. The record is from RefSeq and is a predicted model, not a curated record. Lineage: Eukaryota; Metazoa; Chordata; Actinopteri; Osmeriformes; Osmeridae. The coding region runs from base 61 to 378 and encodes 105 amino acids. The transcript has 3 exons.
UGUGUGGAGGUUACCUGCUUCUACGCCUCUCUCCUGUCCUGCUCUCCUCCUAUUUCUGCCAUGAGGACCAGACUGGUCUUACUCGUCCUCCUGCUGUUGUCCUUGAGCGGAACCAGGGCUGUCAUCACCGGGGUCUGUGACAGAGAUGUGCAGUGUGGCUUCGGGCUGUGCUGUGCAGUCAGUUUAUGGUUGCGAGGUCUGCGUAUGUGUAUACCAAGAGGAGUAGAGGGCGACGAGUGCCACCCUUUUAGCCACAAGGUGCCCUAUCAGGGCAAGAGGCAGCAUCACACGUGUCCCUGUCUUCCGCACCUUGUGUGCACGACUUACACCGAAGGGAAAUACAGGUGUACCAGCGACUUCAAAAACAUUGACUAUUGAUGGCUACCUUCAAUCCUGGCGGAGAGGCGGAUGGCGAUGAUGACAUCUCAGAGGAAAGACUUGAACGAUGAGGGACAGGGGAGCACAAUCUUAACUUCACUAUUAACCUGUCUGUGCUCUGUCUGGAUACCACUGUAUGCGCUAUAUGCACUCUCAUUCGUUUCCUUGUGUUUUCAAGAUUACGUUGCAUUUGUAAAAGCACUUCACAGUCCAAGACGAUGAAUGAACAAUGUAACCAACAUGCUGAAGUAGACUCAUUUUAUGUUGUAGUAAGUUGAUUUAAUUUUAUGAGAAGCCCUGACCAAACAAUUGUGGAUAAGACUGUGAUAAUUACCUUUUUCGUUAAUUCAUGUGACAGUUAUCUUUUCA